Messenger RNA from Microplitis mediator, 1320 nucleotides. RefSeq lists its product as uncharacterized. The transcript has 2 exons. Lineage: Eukaryota; Metazoa; Arthropoda; Insecta; Hymenoptera; Braconidae. The record is from RefSeq and is a predicted model, not a curated record. Bases 470 to 1093 code for a protein of 207 amino acids.
AUAUAUUCACAAUUUGUAGGUAGUACAAGAACUGAAAAAUAAUUUUUGGUUGCCAGUAUACCUGUAGUCGUUGCACUGAUCAGUCGAUAGUUUUGUGAUAAAUUAUUUCUCAAGUGAAUUAAAUUAUUAACCAUGGGACGUGAUUCUAGAAAGGUUUCAAGAGAACUUCGGAGUUCUGAAAAAAUUAAUAAGUCGCGUUCAGUCAAAAGAAAGAAUGUUUUUAAUCCGAAAACAGCCGAACGUGAUGAAAGUAUUCAGAGUACAUCUUCUAAAAAAUUAAAACAAAACACUGAAGAUGAUGUACCUGAAGACAGCAGUACUGAAUUUCGAAUAAUAAAUUUUAUUCAGGUAUUCACUGCAAUUUCUGCUCUUAUAAAAUGUAAAAAAUGUGAUGGAAAUGUAGUGUUUCAAACAGCAAGUACACGUGGGCUGGGAUUCAAAAUUGUAGUUGCAUGUAAUAACUGUGGAAAUGAAUAUAUUCCUUCCUGUUGAAAAUAUGAAAUCUGCUAUAAUGGCAACCUUUUAUCACUACGGCUCGAGUGAUGAAAAACCGAAUCAUGAUAUGUGUCCAAAAGGCGAAGAAUCUUGGUGCUCUUACCAGCGCGCUGAAGCAAGAGGAGAGCUUGAUACCUAUUCUCACGAUUAUUCUCCCUUACCUUCUGAUGUUUUAAAAGCUAUCAAGCCUAUAUACGAAGAUCUUAGUAGUGAAAAUUUACUUUCAAGAUGUGUAGGUGGAUUCAAUCAGAAUAAUAAUGAAAGCUUUAACCAACUAGUAUGGAAAAUAUGCCCAAAAACGGUAAAUACUAGUUUUACUAUCGUACAAAUAGCUGCAUACGUUGCUAUGUGUAUAUUUAAUGAGGGUAUAAAUUCAUUAUUAGUCUUGAUGAAUACACUAGGACUUAAUUGUGGGCCUAAUUCUCAUCGGUAUGCAGAAAGAAUGGAUGCUGCACGUAUCAAAGUAGCAGAUAAGCGCGCUAAUGAUAACGCCCGAGAAGGUCGAUUGCAACGUAGGCACCAGCAAAUCGAUAUUUUGGAAGCUGCUAUGACGGCUGAAGAGCUAUUAUAUGGUCCAGGAAUAGAUGACUCAGUAUGAAUCUCCAAGGACUUAUGAUGAUCACCGCAAAGGACUUCGGGAGGAACGGGCUCUACAAAAACAGCGAUAACUUUUUGAAUUAUUAAUUUUUUUUUUUGAAAUUUUCGUGAAGUCAAAUCGAAACGUGUUCUAAUAAAGCUAUGUUUUUAUUUUUGUCAAAUAAAGUAAUUAACUACAAAAAAAAAAUUAUUGAAAAUCAUCAUUUUUUCAGGCCUCUGAGUACCCCU